AUGCGGACGAGUAGAUUACGACAUGCAAACACGUAUAUAGCUAUACGAACACUUGGGCUGCACAAGACUCCAAAAUUUGAUAGCAUAUACAAUAAUCCCAGCGCUUCGAUCACCUUAGUCAGUAGCGAUGAAGUAUACUUCAGAGUCGACCCAUACCCCUUGAAGACGGGAAGUACGGUAUUCCGAAAUAUGCUGUCCAACCCCAACUUGAAGCCCUCCCCAAUUUCCUUGACCUCCCUUCCGAUGAGCUUCGAAUACUGCUUAGCUUCCUUGACUUCGGCAAACCCACCGAGCCAACUUCGAUCGCGGGCUGGAAAAGGCUCUUGGAAAUGGGGGAUAAAUUCGAUUGUCAAGGAUUGA
Kwoniella botswanensis is the source of this 360-nucleotide messenger RNA. RefSeq lists its product as uncharacterized. The coding region runs from base 1 to 360 and encodes 119 amino acids. The transcript has 3 exons. The record is from RefSeq and is a predicted model, not a curated record. Lineage: Eukaryota; Fungi; Basidiomycota; Tremellomycetes; Tremellales; Cryptococcaceae.